Molecule: messenger RNA, 1005 nt
Organism: Kickxella alabastrina
Lineage: Eukaryota; Fungi; Kickxellomycota; Kickxellomycetes; Kickxellales; Kickxellaceae
Exons: 5
Coding region: 1-1005 (334 amino acids)
Source: RefSeq, a predicted model, not a curated record
AUGAGCGGCCACCAACCCAUUAAUAACAGCAAUAACAACAAUAGCAAUAACAACAAUAGCUUGAAUUUAUUUGGCGCAGGCUUUGGCGGCAACAACAACGGCAUGGACACGUCGAAUGGCAUGAAUCUCUUCAACAACUUUAAUGAUCUCAGCAGUUUUGGCGUCGACCUCAAUGCGCUUGAGAUGGCUGGCGGCGGAGGUGGCGGCAGCCACGGACCAUCAUCUGGCAAUGAUUUGUCUAGCAUACAGCUGAUGAGCCUGAACGCGGCUGGAGCCAAUGGAGGAAAUAUUGGUGUGAACAGCACACCGAUGAUGAUGAUGGCUGCGUUGAACAACGCAUCUGUACAACAGCAGAACCAACAGCAGCAUAAUCAGCAGCAGCAGCAGCAGAAGGCCAAAUCGAGGGCUAGCUCGCAGUCGUCUGAUGAUAUGGGCGACAUACCUUUGGCACAAUUAGCCCUGGCACAAGCGCCGGUCCAGGGGCAGAAUGACAAUGCCAGCAGCAGCAACAGCAAUGGUAGGAGGCGCAACUGCCCGCCCAGUCACUGCGACACCAACACAUGGAGCCAUACAGGCCCAAGCGUGUCGAGGACAGCCAACCAAUUGCCCUUAUCCAAUACUGCUGUUACACCAACCAGCAGCAUCAAUAUCACAGCAGCAAGCAGCAGCGCCGCCCGCUGUGUCAUCGAGUCCGGGUCAUCAGGCGUGCACUCGACACACGGCAUCUGCGCAAUACGCAUAAUGGGCGGCGGCGUUAAUGGAAGUGAGGAGUCCAGCGGCAGUGGUGAUGAUGUGAUUGCAUUGAAGCCGACGGUUAAAGAGUUUAUGGUGGGCGUGGCAGAGGUUCAGGCUGGGUUAAGGUGGCAGCAUGCGCAGCUGGUCAGUGAUGUUGCUGGGGUGGAGCGUGAUCUAGUGCUGUGGGAAGAUGUUGCGAGGCUGUUGGCGGACGCUGUUGACGAGGGGCUGGCUAUUUCGGCGGCAGCGACAACAGAAUCAUCGGCUUGA